Molecule: messenger RNA, 2764 nt
Organism: Triplophysa dalaica
Lineage: Eukaryota; Metazoa; Chordata; Actinopteri; Cypriniformes; Nemacheilidae
Gene: tmcc3
Product: transmembrane and coiled-coil domain family 3
Exons: 4
Coding region: 304-1650 (448 amino acids)
Cellular component (GO): endomembrane system
Source: RefSeq, a predicted model, not a curated record
UGCUGAUAGUUAAGAGUCAUGAAAAUCCCUAUUCAAAGUAUCUGUCUCACACACGCCUAAAUGCAUUUGUAACACCGGGGUGAUGGGUGGCGUGCUGGGACAUGUGCUCGGGUCUUGAGACGGGCUGUUGUAAGCCGAACAAAUGCUCCAGUGUGUGUGCCCUAGACCCCUGGCACUGAGACUGGGUGUGUGCCACUCUCAACCUGCAACCACAUCAUCACUGGUUGAAAGAUCUCAGAGAGUGUCUUUUUAAACUGAGCGGAGAGGUCCGGCGAAGGGAAUACCCUCAGCGUGCCAACAGUCAUGCGAAGAGGUGGCUCAGAGAACUGUUUAGACCUGGACACGACAGACCUGGCGGUACGAGACGUGUCAAGAUCGCGUCCUGCUCUGGACAGCUUGCAACAAAAAAUACUGAAGAUCAAGGAGCAGCUGCGAAUUGAGCAAAAUCUACAGGAUGAAAACGUGGCCGAGUACCUCAAACUCAUCGGCAGUGCUGACAAACAGCAGAGCAGCCGCAUCAAACAAGUGUUCGAGAAAAAGAACCAGAAAACGGCGCACAACAUCGUUCAACUUCAAAAGAAGCUCGAGCAGUAUCAGCGUAAGAUGAAAGAGUGCGACGUCUUGAACGGGACCAAACACACGCUCCCAACCGCAAAAGACCUCCACGAGUUUCCCAAAGACAACCUCAAGGAAACCCUGGUCACAGGAAGCGGGCGGCACCCGCAUUUGGACAAAGUAAAAACCAUCGGUCCAGGUGUCUCGCUGUCACCGCCGUUCUUCUUUAGCAAGUCCCGCGAGAUAGCCAACCUCAUUCGUAACAAGUUCGGCAGUGCGGACAACAUUGCCCAUCUCAAGAGCUCCAUGGAGACGGGUGGCGGUCUGCAGACGGAAGGAGGAUGCAGAGUUCUGAGCGGCAGUGCCACGCUAACCUCCAAACACAAAUACCCCAGCGAUGAUGAAUGCUCCACGGAGACUUCAUUGUCGGUAGAGAGUAAUGGUCAUGUGUCUGGAUUGGGUGUGAUGGGACAGAACAGUGGGUUUGGAAAGGAAGGGGGCCAAGAGGACAACAGUCGCCUGGUGGAGGCCUGGGAGGAGAUCAGGGAGUUGAGGGAGGCUCAAAAUCUGUUAGCCGAAGACAUUGAAUCGUUGAAGACCCAGUUUAAAUGUGACUUUGAGAGUAUAACACAAACAGUACAGGAGGAGCGGUAUAGGUGUGAACAGUUGGAGGACCAGCUGAAUGAUCUCACAGAGCUCCAUCAGAAUGAAACGGCUAACCUCAAACAGGAGCUAGCCAGCAUCGAGGAGAAGAUGACCUAUCAGGUUUAUGACAGAGCACGAGAUAUACAGGAAGCGCUGGAGGCCUGUCAGACACGAAUGGGCAAGUUAGAGUUACAGCAACAGCAGCAGCAGGCCUUGCAGUUGGAAGGCACUGAUGCCAAAGUGUUGCUGGGAAAAUGCAUCAACAUCAUGCUGGCUAUUGUCACCGUCAUCUUGGUGUGCGUCUCCACGGCCGCUAAAUUUUCUGCACCGCUGAUGAGGAGUCGUCUACAUGUGUUCGGGACUUUCUUAUGCGUGUGUCUACUGGCGUUUGGAUGGAGCAACUGGGAGCAUUUGACGCGCGCUGUAGAGCGAAUGCUGGUGCCCAGAUGAGGGAUGUGAAACGUGAGGUGAUGUUCUCGUUGGAUAAAUUUCUCCCUUCACAAUGUGAGUGUCCCAGGACUAUGGCAUGAAGAAUGUGUGGGAGAGCAUUCAUGAUGUACUGUAGCAGAAACGGGUCCAUCUUUGUCACUGUAUUGUAUUAAAUUAACACGUUUCCAUUUGUCUUCUUUCUUAAAAGCAAAUAUUCACUUUUAUUUUAGAAUUUUAUAGUAGAUAGGUGAUAAUUGUUUAGUUGAAUCUCUGUCAUAUUUAAUCCCAAAAUCAAAAGAAAAACAGUCCAAAAUUGUUAUGAACAUUUUUAAAGUGUUGUUUUUAUUUAUUUUGACUUUUUUGCGAUGCUACUUUAUAUUCAUAACAAUUGAACAGCACCCCUACAUUACUUUGUGUAGUAAAUGUGUUAUUGACAUGAAAAAAAAGUAUUUUAUGUUCUUUUCAUUUUGCGAUUGAUACAUGACUCUGAGUUCUGUUUACUAACGUAGAGCAUUAUUUGUACUGUUAAGAUGGCCUGAUGUUCCUUUUCCCGGCACUUUACAUGCAGGGCCAAAUUUUGUGAAAUGUUUUAAAUGUGGUUGACAUUUUCUGUAGUUUGAGAGGUUGUGCUCAUCAUAAAGGACAAAAACACUUUAUUUUUUUGUUUAUAAUAGAAAUGCCUUCAUUGAAACAAUGACAAAUGCUCAUGUUUCAUUUUAAGUAUAUGCGACAUCAUUUGGACUGUGUUCUGUGGUAUUUUUAUACAUUGUUGAAUGGCUUCGUUUAAUCUAUGCUUCAGUGACUCCCACAGUGCAAUGACUUACACUUGUAUUACCACUGUCAGUUUUGAGUGUUUGCAUGCCUGUGGUUUGACUGAAAAUUGUAUAAGCCACGAAAUCUGAACUCACCCAUGUCCAUGAACUACUGUUUUGUUUAGACAUUAUCUUCAAAUGCCUUUUUAUGCCCAUGUUUGACUGACAGAAAGACUGUUAUCUCGGCAAUUUUCUGUGAAUACUGUCUGAAUGUUAUGAUCUACCAACAGGAGGUUUUUUGAUAGACAUGCUCCAUUGUUUAUCUAAUAGGAAACUGUCCAACAUUCUCUGAACUGAGAAAUAAAUUGCCUGAUUUUUCUCGA